Molecule: messenger RNA, 615 nt
Organism: Dibothriocephalus latus
Lineage: Eukaryota; Metazoa; Platyhelminthes; Cestoda; Diphyllobothriidea; Diphyllobothriidae
Source: the annotation of a GenBank genome assembly
AUGGUCGGCGCUAUGGAGGCGAUCCCUAUUGUCGGUGGCAUCGCGGCGAACUUGAUAGCAUUCCUAAGUAUCUACAACUUCUUCAAUGGAGUCCUCACCUGGUUGGGAGAUCGUGCGUGUUUGCCCAAACCAUUGACCUUCGAGCUUAUAUUUUCGUACGUUCUUUGGCCGAUCGCCUUUACGAUGGGCGUGCCCUCAGAGGACUGUCUCAAAGUCGCUGAGCUAAUUGGAGUGAAAUCAAUGCUCAACGAAUUCGUUGCUUUCACCAGAUUAGGGAUUAUUAUAAAGGACAGUGCCAUUUAUCGGGAGUUUCAGGGUAACAGUACUUUCACGUACUUGCCGAAUGGCGGAAUUAUGUUUGAUUUUCGAAAUGGAACUACACACCUAAUGGAGUACGGUAUAUUCCACACCAAGCGAGCAGAAGUUAUUAGCACGUAUGCGCUUUGUGGCUUUGCAAACAUUGGAUCGAUCGGCAUCAUGUUAGGGUCCCUGGUAACCAUGCUGCCACACCGUCGGAAGGAGUUGUCAGAGAUGAUUCUCAGUGGAAUGGUUGGCGGAACUAUAGCCUGCUUUCUUACUGGCUGCUUUGCCGGGCUCUUUUAUGAUGGACAAUAG